AUGAAACCAAAUCACCCGCAAAAACCUAUAAUAGCCUGCCCUAACUCUACCUCCACCUCCACCUCUAUCCGCGGCGGCGCUUCUUCGGCUACAACUGGACCUGCCCUUAACAGCUUUACCUCUGAUGUGACUGGAAAAGGGAAGAACAUGUGGGAUGAGUUUGAUGAUCAAGAUGCCGGCGUUGAUGAGCUGUUGGCAGUGUUGGGAUACAAAGUUAAGUCGUCUGAUAUGGUUGAUGUUGCUCAGAAGAUUGAGCAUCUCGAAGGAGUUUUGGGGAACGAUGAUGGGCUGUCUCAAAUUGCUUCCGAUUCCGUUCAUUAUAAUCCUUCUGAUCUCUCGUCGUGGCUUGAAUCCAUGAUUUGUGAGCUUAAUCCCACAACUGAAGCACCAAUGAUUGACGAUUCGUUUAUGAACACCAGCUCAGCUAGCGCCGGCGCCGCUGCUCCCUCGGCGGGUUUAACAUCUGUUUUUGUGGACGAUCUGCAAGCGAUACCCGGGAACGCGAUUUAUCCUCCGGCGAAAAAAGCAAAACAUUCUCCUUCGUCUUCAUCGGGUGCCACAUCCGCCUCGUCUUCGUAUAACUCGAAGCCUAAUCCCAACUCGAAUUCGGUGGUGCUUGUGGAUUCACAAGAAAAUGGGAUCCGGCUUGUGCAUACUUUAAUGGCGUGCGCUGAAGCUAUUCAACAAGAGAAUCUCUCUCUCGCUGAAAAUUUGGUUAAACAAGCCGGGAUGUUGGCUGUGUCUCAAGCUGGCGCCAUGAGGAAAGUCGCUACUUAUUUCGCCGAGGCACUUGCCCGGCGAAUUUACCGGUUAGCCCCACAGACAACGCAGGACUCUCCGGCGUUUCAAGAUCUCCUACAGAUGCAUUUUUACGAGACGUGUCCGUACCUCAAAUUCGCACACUUCACGGCGAAUCAAGCAAUAUUAGAAGCUUUCGCAGGGAAGAAGAAAGUUCAUGUGAUUGAUUUCAGUAUGAAACAAGGGAUGCAGUGGCCGGCGUUGAUGCAAGCUUUGGCUCUAAGACCCGGUGGUCCUCCAACGUUCCGCUUAACCGGAAUCGGGCCUCCCUCCGGUGACAAUACCGAUCAUUUGCAGGAAGUGGGUUGGAAAUUGGCUCAAUUAGCUGAUACAAUCCACGUUGAGUUUGAAUACAGGGGAUUCGUCGCGGAGAGCUUGGCGGAUCUUGAACCGGCGAUGCUUGAUUUAAGAGACGACGAGGUGGUCGCCGUUAACUCGGUUUUUGAGCUUCAUCAACUGUUAGCUAGACCAGGGGCGGUCGAGAAGGUUCUAUCGGCGGUUAAGGAAAUGAAACCGGUGAUUUUAACGGUGGUGGAGCAGGAAGCUAAUCAUAACGGGUUGGUUUUUCUGGAGAGGUUUACCGAGUCAUUACAUUAUUACUCAACCCUGUUUGACUCGCUUGAGAGCAGUGGCACCGGCGGCGGAGGCGUUGAAGGCGGUGCUAUUUCUCCGGCGAGCAACCAAGAUAAAAUCAUGUCGGAAGUGUAUCUUGGAAAGCAGAUCUGUAACGUGGUUGCAUGCGAAGGACCAGACCGAGUCGAAAGGCACGAAACAUUGACUCAGUGGAAGGCUCGACUCGACUCAUCCGGUUUUGAAGCGGUUCAUCUCGGCUCCAACGCGUUCAAGCAAGCCAGCAUGUUGUUGGCUCUAUUCGCCGGCGGCGACGGCUACCGAGUUGAAGAAAACAACGGUUGUUUGAUGCUGGGUUGGCACACUAGACCACUAAUCACCACCUCCGCUUGGAAGCUCCGGUGA
This is a messenger RNA of Lactuca virosa, 1773 nucleotides long. NCBI's taxonomy places the organism in Eukaryota, Viridiplantae, Streptophyta, Magnoliopsida, Asterales, Asteraceae. The record is from the annotation of a GenBank genome assembly.